UGUACUCUGUGUCUGUGUGUGUGUGUAUGUGAGAGAGAGAGAGAGAGAGUGUGUGUGUGAAUAAGUCAAUGAGUCUUUUUUCAGUCUUGAUCUGUUCACUAAAAGGGGAAACUCUGUCCUUUCAUUGCAGCUCCAAAUCUCCGCCGGUGACACAGAAAACUCUGCUGCACCAUCGUCUUUCUUUUCUUCCAAAUACCAUUAACUCCAUUGUUUUGGACCAUGAGAGGUUAUUAUGGGCUGACUGUUCUGGUGGGCGUGGCCUCACUCUUGAUGACCAGCCAAUGUGACCCAAACUGUGCAGGAGUAGAUGGCAGUGCAGGAGUGGCAGGAGCCCCGGGCAGAGAUGGACUGCCUGGGGCGAAGGGAGAGAAAGGACAACCAGCUAAGAUGGCCGACGGUCCGGUAGAUCCAAGCGUCCUACUGAGGCUGAAGGGGGAGAUGGGGAAUCGGGGUUUGCAAGGGGUCAUGGGUCCUAAAGGUUUCCGUGGGGAUCUGGGAACAGCGGGUCACCCUGGACAACCAGGUCACCCCGGCCCUGAUGGGAAGAGCAUCGGACAUGGGCAGCACCCCUCUCAGCAGGCCCGUUCAGCCUUCUCAGUGAUGAGGACUGAUAACAGUUAUCCUCCCUAUGAUCAGAGAGUAACUUACCAGACAACUGUGGUCAACAAACCUGAAGAUUUUAAUGCAGCCACAGGUGAAUUUAUCUGCAGAGUACCUGGUGUUUAUUACUUCACCUUCCACUCUGUGGCCAAGGUCAGCAUGUGUCUGCGUAUAGUUACUGAUGCUAUGGAGAGGAAGGUGGGAUUCUGUGAUCACAACAGGAACAAUGAUCAGGUGCUGUCAGGUGGCGUGGUUUUACAGCUGGCAAAAGAUCAGAAGGUUUGGCUCGAGUCCUUUAUGGACCAGCAGACAUCUACUGAGAGAAACGACAUACGAGAAAAAAAGAUCAUCUUCAACGGCUUCCUCCUUUUCGCAAAUACAGAAUAAAGUUCUGUUGUAUGCUCACGUCAGCUGGCGUCAGUCAGCAUUUACAAACCUCUGAUUUCAGAUCAUAUUUCUCAAAGCUGUUUUUAGAAUGACAGUUGACCAUAACACACUCUCACCACACAGUGACAUUUGUUAAACUUUGACUGUAACUUGUUCACCAUAAUUGUUUCCUUCAUAUUAAUGCAUGUAAACCUUCUUUGAAGACUCUUUCUGUGAUUGCCACUAAAGCAAAAUUAAAGUGUAGUAUUCAAUGGAAUGAAUACUACAAUGCUUGAUGAGAUUAAAGAAAAGUUACAUAUAAUUUCACUACA
Messenger RNA from Lates calcarifer (barramundi perch), 1298 nucleotides. Its product is annotated as complement C1q subcomponent subunit C. NCBI's taxonomy places the organism in Eukaryota, Metazoa, Chordata, Actinopteri, Centropomidae. The record is from RefSeq and is a predicted model, not a curated record. The transcript is spliced from 7 exons. Gene Ontology annotation, molecular function: protein binding. The coding region runs from base 220 to 987 and encodes 255 amino acids.